AAAAUUAUAAGAUACAAUUAAAUAUCCGUGACAAUGGCCAAUUUAAAGUCUGAUUUGGAUGACUAUCUGCUACAAAACGAGAGCCGAAGAAGCUACAAAUUUGGAUUGCCUUCAUUCUCGAGACCCAGUUUCCUAUCUCGAAGCAACGAUGAUAGUCCAACCAGCACUAGUUCUACAAGUACAUGGUUUGAUAAUGUUCAGAAGGAAUACUUUACUUUGAGCCGCACUCAGAGAUUUAUGGGAUUUGGAAUUUGUAUGUGCUUUGGAUUACUAUGUUUCAUACUGUCCUUCCUGUACAUACCUAUCUUGUUGUUACAAGCCAGAAAGUUUGCUUUGUUAUUUACUUUGGGAAGUUUGUUCUUCAUUUUCAGUUUCAGCUUUCUCUAUGGACCAUGGUCACAUUUCAAGUCAUUAUUCUCAAAAGAGCGAGCACUAACAACAUCACUGUAUGGUUCCACACUAAUAGCAACCCUGUACUGCGCAUUGCACCUGCAGAGCACACCUCUGACCAUCAUAUGUGCGGUGGGGCAAGUGCUCGCUCUGCUCUGGAUGAUGGUGGGCUAUGUCCCCGGUGGCUCCUCCGGAAUGAGGUUCUUUGGCAGCAUGUUCAAAUCUUCAGUAUCCAAUACGCUACCAAUAUAACAAACAGUUAUUUCUAGUGCUACUGUGUUACAGAUUUUGUGCUUAAAUGUGGUUAAGUUGUGUUUAUAAAUGACUCUUUUGUUUACGUCUAAAAC
This is a messenger RNA of Papilio machaon (common yellow swallowtail), 737 nucleotides long. Its product is annotated as protein transport protein sft2. Bases 34 to 642 code for a protein of 202 amino acids. The transcript is spliced from 3 exons. Gene Ontology annotation, biological process: vesicle-mediated transport. Lineage: Eukaryota; Metazoa; Arthropoda; Insecta; Lepidoptera; Papilionidae. Gene Ontology annotation, cellular component: membrane. The record is from RefSeq and is a predicted model, not a curated record.